Messenger RNA from Fusarium mangiferae, 2052 nucleotides. RefSeq lists its product as uncharacterized. Gene Ontology annotation, molecular function: zinc ion binding; RNA polymerase II cis-regulatory region sequence-specific DNA binding; DNA-binding transcription factor activity, RNA polymerase II-specific. Gene Ontology annotation, biological process: positive regulation of transcription from RNA polymerase II promoter by galactose; DNA-templated transcription. Gene Ontology annotation, cellular component: nucleus. The record is from RefSeq and is a predicted model, not a curated record. NCBI's taxonomy places the organism in Eukaryota, Fungi, Ascomycota, Sordariomycetes, Hypocreales, Nectriaceae. Bases 1 to 2052 code for a protein of 683 amino acids. The transcript has a single exon.
AUGCCUACCAAGAGGCUGAGUGAUAACAUGCGCCGUCGCUGUGCCGCAGCUUGUGAGAGCUGCAAACGCCGAAAAGAGCGAUGCGACGGCAAUUUGCCAUGUCGUCGAUGUGCCAUUCGACAAAUUGCCUCAGAGUGUCGCUAUUCAACCCCAAAACGUCGCGCGUCCGUCUCCUCACGCCAGAGUGUCAGCGUGGUGUCAAGGGAUCCGCCGGAGCCACUGGCAGACAUGCUGCUGAACUACUCGAUCGACCAACCACUUGACCUGACGGCGAGCCAGCUUGGAGACUCAUUCUUGGACAUCGGCGCCUCGUUCCCCGACACUUAUCGACUGGGAGAGAGUGACCAACAUGGCUCCGUUUAUUUCGGGGAUGCAGCCAAUGAAUCAUUCCUUCAGCAGAUUCGUCAGCUCGUUGCUCGGACACUGGGGCCGUGUCCCUUUGUCGACCAGCCGAUACAAUAUCAUACCAACCAUGAUCCCUCAUGCCCCGCUUCCGUGUCCGAUCCCCCACCAAAGCCCAGCUCGUCCCAUGCGAAGCAACUGGUAAGUUGGGGCAUGCAAGCAACAAGUCAUUUGCUGGGUGCUUUGGACGAAUCAGAGGUUCAGACACAAGUAGACGACUGGAUACAGCAAGACGACGAUGCUGAAAGCCUCUCCUCCGCAAUAUGCUACUUGAUUCUGGCAAAUGGUGCGCUAACGUGCCCGGGAGACGAAGAUGCGACUGCGGAAGCAUAUUACACGUACGCGAGAUACCUGACGAAUUCAAAAUCUCACCAAGGACCAAGCCUCUCGGCGAUUCUGUGUCAUAAUUUGAUCGCUUUCUAUCAGAUAAACUCAGGAAGACGAGACGCUGCAUAUCACUCCAUCGGGGUCGCAUGCCGACUUGCAUGCGCCAUGGGUAUCCAUAAAGUGAACAAGCCGCAACACAUGAGUCGCGCCGAUUCUGCUUUUCGCGAACGUCUUUGGAAAGCACUGCGACUGUUUGAUACUUUCGCCAGCGGUUCCUUGGGUCGACCUAUCUGCACCUAUGAGACUCGCAACACCAAGGCCGAGAAGGGCUAUUCUUCCGCCAUCGACAUGGCUGCUAUUCUCGAAGCCGUCUUAAGGGAGGUCUACGGGCCCUCCAAGGUUUCAAGACACUUCAUCACAAGCAUGACGCAGGAACAUCGCUCAUGGGCAUCUCGCAUGAGUUCCGGCCUAAAGACUGAUGGGCUAGAGUGCGCGGAACAAACCCAAGGCUGUGAUUCAGUACCCACGCUGGCAUCCUCUAAUAUGAGACAGUCAUACUACUGGUCCAUCAUGCUGCUGACCCGGCCUGUGCUCCUUGACCUAGCGGCUACACGAGCAAUGCGUGAAGGGGCCAGCGAUCGAGAUGGAAAAGGAAUCUCAACACCAUCACAUCCCGACACAGCUCUUGUGUACGCUUCAGUUGACUCAGCUGUUCGCAUUGUACGCUUGCUUCAGAGUGUUCUGACGAGGGAUGAUUUACCCAAACGGAUGCCAUUUCCCGUCCACUCUGCCUUUACUGCCGCUCUGACCCUGGGGGUCGCUAACUUUGCAGAUCUGGACCACGUUUUCCCGCUGCGAGCGAAUUUGGAAAUCGUUGGUCAGCUGCUGCAGAGGCUUGAAAAGUAUGAUAGCAUCGCUAGGUACUACUGCCAAGUUGUGCAGCAGCUCCAAUCCGCAUGUGAAGAGUAUGUUGAGCAGCGGAAUAACCGCAUCAUUGAGAAGCAGAGCCAUCUAGUCGGUGAGCUAUUCGGGCGUCUCCAAGAAAAGUCACCUUUGCCAAAGUACAAGUGUGGGAGGGUGGGCAGUGGGUGGAAUGAUGAGAUUGUGGUGGCCCAGGAGCUUCAAACCCCGACAGCUUCUCUGUCUACCAUCUCUUUGACAGAGGGUUCGACUCUAGGAGUUGACCUUGGUAGUGUUGGUGGAGAUCCCGAUGAUCUAUCUUUGGACUUGUUUCAAGAUUCGUCGUUACUCGAUAUGUCUCAUAUCGAAGAUACCUCAGAUGUAGGUAGUAUGGUCUUCUCUAGCUUGAGCUGGUUUCAAUAG